This is a messenger RNA of Aureobasidium subglaciale EXF-2481, 738 nucleotides long. Its product is annotated as glycoside hydrolase family 12 protein. Gene Ontology annotation, molecular function: cellulase activity. The record is from RefSeq and is a predicted model, not a curated record. Lineage: Eukaryota; Fungi; Ascomycota; Dothideomycetes; Dothideales; Saccotheciaceae. The transcript has 2 exons. Gene Ontology annotation, biological process: polysaccharide catabolic process. Bases 1 to 738 code for a protein of 245 amino acids.
AUGAAAUUCGUCACCGCUGCUGCCAUCAUGCUGGGUGUUGCCUCGGCCGCCCCUACUGCAACCAUUGAAAAGCGCGCUCAACAGUGCGGUCAGUGGGACAGCAAGGUCACCGGCGCCUACACCCUGUACCAGGAUCUCUGGGGCAUCUCCGGCUACUCUGGCUCUCAAUGCUCCGACAUCAACAGCCUCAGCGGCAGCACCCUAAACUGGUGGACCACCUGGUCAUGGUCUGGCGGCUCCAGCCAAGUAAAGUCCUACGCCAACGUCGUCACAAAGACCAACCCCGUCAAGAUCUCCGCCAUCAAAUCCCUCGCCACAUCCUGGAAAUGGGUUCAAACCGGCUCCAACGUCGUCGCCGACGUCGCCUACGACAUCUUCACGUCAUCCACUGCAGGCGGAAAGAACGAAUACGAAAUCAUGGUCUGGCUCGCUGCUCUGGGUGGUGCUGGCCCCAUUUCCGCCACCGGCUCUCCCAUCGCUACCGUCACUGUUGCUGGCCAUAGCUGGAAGCUUUGGUACGGAAACAAUGGUGUCAACGAGGUUUACUCGUUCACUCCUAAUGGAAGCAAUGUUGCUAGCUUCAAUGGAGACUUGAUGGAUUUCUUUGCUUACUUGAUCAAGAGUCAGGGAUUCAAGGAUAGCCAGUACUUGAUUUCUGUUGGUGCUGGAACUGAGCCUUUCACUGGUUCUAACGCUAAGCUUACCUCUGCUUACAGCUUGGUUCCUUCUUACAAGUAG